GCAGGUAUUCGCUGUCGCAUCUCGCAUGCUGACCUCUCUCGUCUCAUCCUCCCACUGCCGCGUCACGCCGGAGGAGGGCGAGAUCUUUAAAUAUGGAACAAGACUCGAGACGAGCGCUGCGGAGCGCGACGCGACGCGGGCAGGUUUACGCGCAACGUGGAGCGUUUCCCGACGGGACGGAGAGAGCUCGUGAGCCUGUUGCGUUAUGACCGCUGGAGUGACCGAACGCAUCGUAGUUAGCAGAAGCAGCGGCGAACUAUCUCUGGCUCCGGACGAACAGAAGUGAGCGUCCGUAUCCAGGCGCGCGGAACUCGGAGCGAACUCGCACUCGCGCGCGUUUUGAAAGUCUUCCCGAAGCCUGGACGCACUUUAACUCGGCGCGAGGAGAAGCGCGAGCGUCUCCGGCAGAAGAGGACGCGCACGGCACCGCCAGCAUGGGCGACAAAAACAAAAUGGAGGAUGAAGCUAUAGUGGACAGAGGAGCGUCUUACAUCAAAAACGUGUGUGAUGAAGAGGUUGAGGGUCAUCACACAGUCUACAUUGGAGUUCAUGUGCCUAAGAGUUACCGUCGCCGUCGACGACACAGGCGACGAUCCAAUCACAAAGAGAGGAGAGAGCGUUUGACGGAAAACGUCAGCGACAAAUCAGACACGGAGACUGCAGACGAUCCGUCCUCCAACAUCCUCAAACCUCUCAUUUCUCCGGCCGCAGAGAGGAUUCGCUUUAUUUUGGGGGAAGAUGACAGUGGUCCUCCUCCGCCACAGCUCUUCACCGAACUCGACGAGCUUCUGGCCGUUGACGGUCAAGAGAUGGAGUGGAAAGAAACAGCCAGAUGGAUAAAGUUUGAGGAGAAGGUGGAGAAGGGUGGAGAGCGGUGGAGUAAACCUCAUGUAGCCACUCUGUCUCUUCACUCGCUCUUCCAGCUGAAAAACUGCAUCGAGAAAGGAACCAUCAAGCUGGACAUGGAGGCCAACUCACUUCAGCAGAUCGUCGAGAUGAUCACGGACAGCCAGAUCGAGAGCGGGCAGCUGAAGGCCGAUCUGAAGGAGAUGGUCAUGUACACUCUGCUGCGGAAACACCGCCACCAGACCAAGAAGUCCAACCUGCGUUCGCUGGCAGACAUCGGCAAGAGCGUGUCGAGUGCGAGUCGUCUGUUCAGCAGCCAGGAGAACGGUAGUCCGACCACGGCCCAUCGUAACCUGACCUCUAACAGCCUGAAUGAUCUCUCAGACAAGCCCGAGAAAGAGCAGUUGAAUAACAAAUUCAUGAAGAAAGUUCCCAGAGAUGCUGAAGCGUCAAACGUGCUGGUCGGUGAAGUGGACUUUUUGGACACCCCCUUCGUGGCAUUUGUGCGUCUUCAGCAGGCCGUCAUGUUAGGAGGACUCACCGAGGUCCCCGUUCCCACACGGUUCCUUUUUGUUCUGCUGGGGCCCAAAGGAAAGGCCAAGUCAUACCGUGAGAUCGGGCGCGCCAUCGCCACGCUCAUGUCUGAUGAGGUGUUUCACGACAUAGCUUAUAAAGCGAAAGACCGCGGAGACCUGCUGGCAGGCAUCGAUGAGUUCCUGGAUGAAGUCAUUGUGCUUCCUCCGGGGGAAUGGGACCCUGACAUCAGGAUCGAACCUCCUAAAUCCAUCCCGUCUGCUGAUAAACGUAAAAACAAUAUUGCCGGAGGGGAAAGUCUUCAGAUGAACGGCGGUACUCCUCAUGACGGGAGUCCAGCGGGCGGCGGAGGCCAUGCAGUCGGUGAUGAACUUAAAUUUACUGGCAAGUUUUGCGGCGGUCUCAUUCUGGACGUCAAGAGGAAGCUCCCGUUUUACGCGAGCGACUUUUACGACGCUCUCAACAUACAGUCCCUGUCUGCCAUCUUGUUCAUUUACCUGGGAACCGUCACGAACGCCAUCACCUUCGGAGGGCUUCUGGGAGACGCCACCGAGAACAUGCAGGGUGUGCUGGAGAGUUUUGUGGGGACGGCGUUGGCCGGUGCUGUGUUCUGUCUGUUCGCGGGUCAGCCUCUGACCAUCCUGAGCAGCACCGGACCCGUGCUCGUCUUCGAGCGCCUGCUCUUUAACUUCAGCAAGGAUAAUCACUUUGACUAUCUGGAGUUUCGGCUGUGGAUCGGCCUGUGGUCUGCUUUCUUGUGUCUGGUUCUGGUCGCCACAGACGCCAGUUUCCUGGUCCAGUACUUCACUCGCUUCACAGAGGAGGGCUUUUCUGCUCUCAUCAGCUUCAUCUUCAUCUACGACGCCUUUAAGAAGAUGCUCAAACUGGCUCACCAUCAUCCGAUCAACUCGGACUUCAACAUGGACCUGGUCACGCAGUACGGAUGCCACUGCAGUCCUCCAGACGGCAACAUUUCAGCUGUGAACAUGGAGAAAAUGGAGGCUCUGAUGAACAGCACUGGACAGCAUCUGAACGCGACCUGGGCAUCUUUGACUCGCUCUGAGUGUCUGGAUUGGGGCGGUCAGCUGCUGGGACCGGCCUGUGAAUACGUCCCUGAUAUCACACUCAUGUCCUUCAUUCUGUUUUUCGGCACAUACACCUGCUCCAUGGGUCUGAAAAAGUUCAAAACCAGCCGCUUUUUCCCAACUACGGUCCGUAAACUGAUCAGUGAUUUCGCCAUUAUUCUGGCCAUUUUGAUCUUCUGUGGCGUGGACGCGCUGGUCGGUGUCGAUACACCCAAACUGCUAGUGCCAAGUGAAUUCAAGCCGACGAGUCCACAUCGUGGUUGGUUCGUUGCUCCGUUCGGAGGAAACCCGUGGUGGGUUUACCUGGCCUCAUUAUUACCCGCUCUUCUGGUCACCAUCCUCAUCUUCAUGGACCAGCAGAUCACGGCGGUCAUCGUCAACCGCAAGGAGCAUAAGCUGAAGAAGGGAGCCGGGUAUCACCUGGACCUGUUCUGGGUCUCCAUUCUCAUGAUUGUGUGUUCGUUCAUGGGUCUGCCAUGGUACGUGGCGGCGACCGUCAUCUCCAUCGCACACAUAGACUCCAUCAAGAUGGAAACGGAGACCUCAGCACCCGGGGAACAGCCCAAGUUCCUUGGAGUCAGGGAGCAGAGGGUCACAGGAACAAUGGUCUUUAUUUUGACGGGUCUGUCGGUCCUCAUGGCCCCCAUUCUGAAGUUCAUCCCUAUGCCCGUCCUGUACGGCGUGUUCCUCUACAUGGGUGUCGCUUCUCUCAAUGGUGUCCAGUUUAUGGAUCGUCUCGAGCUCUUGUUGAUGCCUGCAAAACACCAACCAGAUCUGAUCUACCUGAGACACGUACCGCUCCGACGGGUUCACUUGUUCACCUUUAUACAGGUGCUGUGUUUGGCUCUGCUGUGGGUGCUGAAGUCAACAGUAGCAGCCAUCAUAUUUCCUGUGAUGAUUCUUGCUUUGGUCGCGGUGAGAAAGGCCAUGGAUUACGUGUUCUCGCAGCACGAUCUCAGUUACCUGGAUGACGUCAUGCCCGAGAAAGACAAGAAGAAGAAAGAGGACGAGAAGAAGAAGAAGAAAAAGAAAGGCAGCAUUGACAGCGACAUGAACGACUCGGAUUUUCCAGCCAAUGAGAACGUUCCCAGCAUAAAGAUCUCCAUGGAGGCCAUGGAACAGGAGCCAGUGCUGGGGGAGAAGCCCUCAGACCGAAAGCCCAUGUCCUUCCUCACUCCCUACUGAUGGAAAGCACUUUUUCCUUCCCAAGACUGUGUCAAGUCAGGAUUUAAACCCCUUUAAGAAGAUGGUGCCUCAGAUCAGAAUCGAUUUGGACCCCGACAACAACAAAUUCUUCUGGAAAACCCCAGCCUCCGAAACGUCUCUUUAAACCCUCCUGAAAACACUUUCACGCGUACACGUCCAGGUCCAGAUGAUGGUUUGAUCAAUCAGCUAAACAAACAAAAAAAAACAUGACGAAUGUUUCUUUUUAAUGUCCAAAAAAGACAAAUGUCGUUUCAACACUAAAAUAGCUGCACAAACUCUUUACCAAAGUUUUUUUUUUAGCUCCUCGUUGUGUUCUUUUGGUGAGCAGUACUGCUGGAAAGUAAAAAAAAAAUUUUUUGCUAUCAAUUUAUUUUUAGGUUCUGGGUCCAGACUUCAUUUUUAAACUUUAAUAACUGUAUUUUACGAAACAGAAAGCGUAUCGAAAUUAUGUCAUAAUCAGUCUUAAUAACGUAGAAAAUAGUUGUGUGUAAAACGAAAUUUUUUAAUAACCGCACAAUAAUGAGCACAUUAGAUCAAAUUCUCAAAAAAUACCAACGAACAAAUUCAGUUUUCUACGGAAGCCAAAAUAAAUUAAUAAAACUGGUAAUUGUGACUUAUUUCAUUUUAAAAGGCCGCAGUUACCUUUAUUUUUUUUUAAAUUCCAUAAACUGGCUUCCAUAGUUUUCUUUGAUACUUGUAGUAUUUUUUUUUUCUUGUGAAACUCAAACCUUUAGUCUUUUAGAAGUGUAUUUAAACGUAUAUUAAUACUAAACCACAAUGGUGGCUGUACCUAUUUAUCCCAGUAAGGGAAACCGCAGUUUUAAAGACAAAAAUCUUUCCUGUUCUUUACAAGACACUUAAAAAAAGUGCGCAACACUCGAUAUGAAUACCGUUUUCUAGUUCUACCUCUUAUAAUGGACUGUAGGUGCCAGGCACUCUGUGUUUGAGUGAAGCGUUUCUCUAUGCAGUAUGUAACGGAUGUCAACGGCGAUCUUAAAGUCACGUGACGGAAAGAGCGGGAACUACGCCGGAUGCCUCGUGACUAAAUUCCCUCUGCCCUUUGAACUCUUUCAAGAUCUCUUUCUUCGUUCGUAAAUGAAAUAUAUAGCAGGGCGGACACUUUUAAUGUGAUCGCAUUCGAUGCAUUUACUAUGAAGCGGAUGAUUCACGGUGAUUUUAUUAUCCGGAUAUUUUUAUUGUACCUUUUUUUUAUUAAAAAACGAAAAGAAGUAACGCUGUAGAUAGCGACGUCUUUUAUACUGAGAUGGAGCGUUGAGAAGGUGUGAGGACUCGAUAAAUGCGGGAGCGAGUGACGGCAAUAAGAAAAUGUCCUUGCUUUUUCGCGUGGGAACUUCAAUACUGCCAUGAAGACAGAUCUCUUUCUCUUAGGUUCAGCACAAGGAUAAAUCUGGUGUAGAAUAUUUUUUAAACAUCACAACAUAUAUAUAUAUAUAUAUAUAUAUAUAUAUAUAUAUAUAUAUAUAUAUAUAUAUAUAUAUAUAUAUAUAUAUAUAUAUAUAUAAGCCUAUAUAAACUCCACAGUCGUUAAAACUUGAAUUUAGAGACACGAGUCAGUGUUUGUACAUAAAUCUGUUCAUCAUCACUGAUCAACAAUGUCUUCCAUUUCUUUUGAUUGUAUCGCAUUGCCUGUGCAUUUUCAAGGACUAAACCGUUUUAGCCAGAUGCAUGCGUAGUGUGAAAUGGUGUUUUCAUAAAUCGUUUCUUUUAGACGCUGUUUUUUAAAAAACCUCUUGAGAUGUAUUUAUUGUCCUUGAUUAUUUUCUGGAAGCUGUCUUACUCUCUGAUUAUGACGCUACAGGCAAUAAUGAGAUUAACAGUUGAUCGCUGUUCUGUAAAAGGGAAUCACCCUGUAGCACUGUGAGGCGAUGGGCAAAUUAAAGCAAUUAUUAAAACUC
Molecule: messenger RNA, 5587 nt
Organism: Puntigrus tetrazona (Sumatra barb)
Lineage: Eukaryota; Metazoa; Chordata; Actinopteri; Cypriniformes; Cyprinidae
Gene: slc4a4b
Product: solute carrier family 4 member 4b
Exons: 27
Coding region: 435-3650 (1071 amino acids)
Biological process (GO): regulation of intracellular pH; transmembrane transport; bicarbonate transport
Cellular component (GO): basolateral plasma membrane; plasma membrane
Molecular function (GO): solute:inorganic anion antiporter activity; sodium:bicarbonate symporter activity; monoatomic anion transmembrane transporter activity
Source: RefSeq, a predicted model, not a curated record